CCCUCUCCCCACUCUAUGGCUUUUGAAUGUCCGAUUGAACUCUAAUUUCGACGCUGGGAGGGAUUCCAGCAGUCUGGGACUUCAAUAGUGCAAUUGUGUUGCUGCUAACUCUGCUCUGCCGGCCUCGCCCAUCAUGUCCGCGCCGUCUUCCCCCCCGACGUCCGCGGAGUUGCACCACCGCAAUCUCCAGGACGUAGGGGCUGCCGAGGGACGUUCGGGUGGCGUCAUAUCUGAGCAGAAUCCUGAAAACCUGGAACCAAUUGCGCUAUCACGGACCUCUUCGACAGCGCCGUCGAGCCAUAUCGAGCCCGAUGUUUGGACCGACGACGACGAAGCAUACGCCGAAUCGUCAAACACGAGCUAUUUAUCCUCUAUCGCAUCCGAUGUCAGGCGGGGCAUCACCGAGAAUGGACGCACGUAUGGCGUCUACGGCAUUCACAAGUCCUGGAUUCCAAGCGAUGACCUGGAAAUGGAGAGAAAUGAUCUCCAGCACUGCAAGUUCACCAUGCUCAUGAACGACGAGCUUUAUUUAGCACCCAUGCCGGACUUUCCGCAGAAGAUCCUGGAUCUUGGAACCGGCUCGGGCAUUUGGGCCAUGGACAUUGCGGACCAGUACCCAUCGGCGAAGGUCAUUGGAGUCGACAAAGCUCCGGUGCAGCCAACGAUGAUCCCUAACAACCUGACGUUUGAGCUCGACGACAUUGAGGACGACUGGCUCUGGGGAGAAUCCAGCUUCGACUUUAUCCACGGCCGCGAGCUCAUCAUGGCCAUCCAAGACUGGCCGCGCCUGAUCCGCCAAGCGCACGACCACCUCAAGCCCGGCGCGUACCUACAACUUGGGGGAUCGAUCCCAGACUUCCGGUCCGACGACGACACGCUGCCGCAAGACUCGGCGUACAUGGAAAUGGGCCGCAUAUACUUGGAAAUGUCGGAGCGCGUCAGCCUAUCGGGCUGGGAGCCGACGAAGUGGAAGCGCUACUUGGAAGAGGCGGGCUUCGAGGAUGUGGAGGAGCGUAUACUGAAGAUUCCCACCAACCCCUGGCCUCGCGAUCCCUACUUGAAGAAGAUUGGCGCCUUCGAGUUGCAUCAUUUCCGCGAGAGCAUCGCCAACGUCUUUGCGCGUGGCUACGAGCAGAUAUUGGGCGGUGACCCGACGUACUUCCAGGUCUUGCUGGCCAAGGCUCGACGGGAAGUAUCCAACCCCAACAUGCACAGCUGGGUGCCUUUCUACGUCGUUUAUGGACGGAGACCUAGAAGUUCGUCAACGUCGAUGCCGACCCAGAAUGAAAAGUCCCCGUCGCCUCCCCAGGCUUAGCGCCAUAUCUCGAUUGACGCGGGGACGAGGCGUUUUGGCGUGUCAAAUUUGGGACACUUGGAUGAAGGAGAAAGAAGACACGUGAGUACAUUUGGCUGGAAGCGAGUCAUGUCCAUUAGAGAGUGGAGAUGUAGAAUAUGUUCAAUGAUUGCCUUUGUUGUUAAUCUGCUUUGUCCACACACGAGAGUCUUAGCUCGUUUAAUUAUCAGACGUACCGCGAUUGAGGCCGUCCUAGUGACAUAGAGCGAACAAAUAUAUCUAAUCAAAACGGGUUUAU
Messenger RNA from Ilyonectria robusta, 1592 nucleotides. Its product is annotated as S-adenosyl-L-methionine-dependent methyltransferase. NCBI's taxonomy places the organism in Eukaryota, Fungi, Ascomycota, Sordariomycetes, Hypocreales, Nectriaceae. The coding region runs from base 134 to 1315 and encodes 393 amino acids. Gene Ontology annotation, molecular function: methyltransferase activity. The record is from RefSeq and is a predicted model, not a curated record. The transcript is spliced from 4 exons.